GCGAGAGGAGGCGGCGACCUACCUGGGGAUUUACUAGAUGGAGCAACUCUGUAUUUUCAUGGAAGCUCUUCUAAAGAACUAAAUGCACUAUUGAGCUCAUUUGGGAAAAUGUACACGACAGAGCGCAGGCGAAUGAGCCUGCACGAGGUGAAGAGGAAAGACCCGGUUUGGGUGUCAGCCGGGAGUUUGUGGCAGGACUCCCUGGCCAUCGACCUGAGUGGCGGUAAACAUAUCGUCUCUCCCCGGAGCCGUACCAGAGCUGCGUCCGUGGCAUACAUAGUCAACGAGGACGCAUCCAUGCCACAGACUGAGGAGAAUUUAUCCCUGAAAUGUGUGAAGGAAGCCUGCGCGGACGCUCACGCUGUCUUCAAAACCAUUUCUUUUGAGAGAAUCUCUCUGGGCACCACAGACAUCCUGGAUAGUUUCUACAACGCAGAUGUGGCAGUGGUGGAGAUGAGUGACUCCUUCUGCCAGCCUUCACUUUUCUAUCACCUCGGGGUGAGAGAAAGUUUCAGCAUGACCAACAACAUCAUACUGUACUGUUACAAGAAAGAUAGUGACCUGCAGGCUAUCAAGGAGCAGUGUGGAAGUUACACUCUGAUCCCUUACGUGGUGUCACCUCAGGGCAAAGUGUUUGCCUGUGAUGCUACCAUGAUGACCGGUAUCAAAGAGCUGAUGCAGCCCAGUUUCCAGCUGGAGCCCCUGCUGACCCCGCUGGUGGAAAGACUGGUUCACAUGCUCAACAAUGUUCAUGUUAACACCAGUGAGUACUUCCGGGAGUCCAUCAGGCAUGAGAUUCGUACAGCAAGGGAGCGGUUUAGCGGACAGGCCCUGAGCGAGGAGCUGAGCCGGAUACAGAAGCGGCUGGACAGCGUAGAGCUGCUUACACCUGAUAUCGUCAUGAACCUGCUGCUCUCCUACAGGGACAUUCAGGACUACGACUCCAUAAUCAAACUAGUGGAGAUGCUGAACAACCUGCCGAUGUGUUUGGUAGCGGGACAUCAGAAUAUCCAGUUUCAUUAUAUAUUUGCCCUGAACAGGAGGAAUCAUCCUGGAGAUCGUGCUAAAGCUUUGAAGGCUAUUCUUCCUAUUGUGGAGUCAGGAGGCAAGGUGGCGUCAGAUGUUUACUGUCUGUGUGGACGCAUUUACAAAGACAUGUUCAUGAGCUCCAGCUUCACCGAUGUGGCGAGUAGAGACCAGGCCUGCUACUGGUAUGGAAAAGCUUUCGAGAUAGAGCCCACUCUUCACUCAGGCAUCAACAAUGUGGUCCUACUGAUGGCAGCUGGACACGAGUUUGAUACCUCCAUUGAGCUGCGCAAAAUUGGUGUGACGCUGAGCACCCUGCUUGGUAGAAAGGGCAGUCUGGAGAAGAUGAAGGACUACUGGGAUGUGGGCUUCUAUAUCGGAGCAAACAUCCUCGCUAACGAGCACAAGAAAGUCAUCGAGGGUGCGGAAAAACUCUACAGACUCAAUGCUCCGAUCUGGUAUGUGGCAUCAAUCAUGGAGACGUUCAUCCUUUACCGGCAAUUUGCCAAGCCACCAGAGGUGAAAUCUCCUAAACAGGAAACUGUGGACUUCUGGAUGGAGCUGCUCCUGCAGACGUGCAAACCCACAGUCUCCACAGAUCGCUGCCCAGUUCUUGUUCUGGAGCCCAGCAAAGUCCUUCAACCGGCCAUUGUUUGUGUGAGUGAGGAGGAUGAAAGUUGUACUGUGCAGUUGAAACACAUCACAGUCUUAAAGAAAGGCUUACACCAGUGGACUUUCCCGGCCUCUGCAAUUCGGGGAGUGAGUGCCUCAAAGAUCGAUGAGCGCAGCUGCUUCCUGUAUGUCCACUACAAUUCAGAUGACUUCCAGCUCUGCUUCCCCUCUGAGCUUCACUGUAAAGGUUUCUGUGAGCUGGUAAACUCUCUGCUCCAGCUGGCUGAAGACCCAGCUCAGAACCUGGACCAUGGGAGUGGAGGGAUACUUGAGUACAUCUAUGAGACCAACGAGAAUGGUGACAAGGUGAUUUUGGGAAAAGGGACGUAUGGUGUUGUGUACGCGGGGAGAGACUUAAGCAACCAAGUCCGCAUCGCAAUCAAGGAAAUCCCUGAGAGGGACAGCACGUACUCCCAGCCCCUGCAUGAGGAGAUCGCUCUGCACAAGAGGCUCAAGCACAGAAACAUAGUUCAGUACCUGGGUUCUGUCAGUCAGGAUGGUUUCAUCAAGAUCUUCAUGGAGGAAGUACCUGGAGGAAGUUUGUCAUCUCUCCUGCGCUCCAAAUGGGGUCCUCUGAAAGACAAUGAAGCCACCAUCAUCUUCUACACCAAACAGAUCCUUGAGGGGCUGAAAUAUCUUCAUGACCAUCAGAUUGUUCACAGAGACAUCAAGGGUGAUAAUGUCUUGAUCAACACGUAUAGUGGAGUGUUAAAGAUCUCUGACUUUGGAACAUCCAAACGAUUAGCAGGAAUCAACCCCUGCACUGAGACGUUUGCUGGAACACUCCAGUACAUGGCUCCUGAGAUCAUAGACCAGGGACCUCGGGGUUAUGGGAAGCCGGCUGAUAUCUGGUCUCUUGGGUGCACUAUAAUAGAAAUGGCAACAGGCAAAACACCCUUCCACGAGCUGGGAAGUCCUCAAGCAGCCAUGUUUAAGGUGGGCAUGUUUAAGAUCCACCCAAAGGUCCCAGAGUGCAUGUCGGAUGAGGCAAAGGGCUUCAUCAUGAACUGUUUUGAGCCAGACCCUGACAAUAGAGCCACAGCUGCUGAGCUACUCAGUGACACCUUCCUCAGGUCAUCUCCCAGGAAGAAGGCAAAGGCUCAGCAGGAAUCAGAGUCUUCUUCAGCUGACUAUCAGCGCAGCCUAUCUGUACCUAUCUCCAUCCUUGUGGAGGACACGGAUUCGUACUCUGGAUCCAUCGACCUGUCUUGUUCUCUGGACCUCAGGAGGCCACAGUCAGCUCGAUUUGCAGAUGAAAUCUCAGAGAGCCCAUCAAGUGCCAGCAGCUUCCUGUCAAUACCAGAAGACUCUCCAUCAGAAAUGAGCAGUCCAGCCACGACAGAAGAGAGCAUUGGUCUGUUUAUGCUGAGAAAGGACAGUGAGAGGAGAGCCACCCUGCACCGAGUCCUCUCUGACUACAUCAGUCUGGUGGUUUUUAAUAUACAGGACUCUGUGCCUCAGCAUGCUGAGAGCUCACCGCUGACUGCAGACCACAUCUCUGAGCUCAUCAAAUGUUUGAGAGACAACAUCCGCUCCCCGGACAGGAAGCAGCUAACCAGCAGCCUGCUGGACCUCCGAGCUAAACUGAUCUCUGGUGCAGUACCAAUGAGCAGUCUGCAGGUGGUGCUGUUCAGCUUCCAAGAUGCAGUAAAGAAGGUGUUGAGGCAGCAGCAGGUGAAACCUCACUGGAUGUUUGCUCUAGACAAUCUGCUGAGGCAGGCGGUGCAGGACGCCCUCACAGUGCUCCUACCAGAGCUCAAAAUCCAGCUGCAGUCCUCAUUUGAGAUUGAGGACAGCACUCCUGAGGAGCAGUCUGCUGACCUAGACACUCCUGUGGCUCUUGUUCCUGACCAGCAGGUGGCACCAGCAGACUCCCAGUCAACAGCCAGCAUUCAUGAGUUUCUGCCCACAGACAGCCCCAACUCCCCUACAGACCUGGUCCUUAGCUCCAGCUGUCCCCUCAGUGAGAAACUGAGAGACCUGCGACUAGAGACAAGACGACUGCUGAGUCAGCUGAAUGAGAAGGAGAGAGAGUAUCAGGAGCUGCUGAGGAACUCUGUGCAGAGGACACAGGAACAGAUAGAUGCUCUGAGGAAAGAAGCUGUCGCUGAAGAUGCAGAACUUUCUGUACAGAAAAGCUCUAACCCAGAAGUGAAGGCUUUGGUGCGCUGGCUCAAGUCUGUCCCUGUAGAUCAAGACACUAUUGAAAAGUUGCUCACUCAUGGGUUCACCUUGGACUGUCUCCUCCACAUGGCUUCCAGGGAUGAUUUGAUGUACUGUGGAAUAAGAGGGGGGAUGCUUUGUCGAGUCUGGGUGGCCAUCACAGCUCGCAGGAAGAAAAAGCUGAGCACACAUGACGAGGACAGCGAGGACACUACGCUUUAACGGCUGCUGCUGAUGUUGUGCAUCAAAGGGCUUGUUUAUUGACAGGCUGGUCCUGUGUCAUAUGAACGUAACUGACUUUAAUGGAAAGCAGAUCACAUUUUGAUUACCUUGCUGACCCUUGAAUGUAUUUUUUAUAAAGAUCAGUUCUUCCAAUAUGUGUCCCUGUAAAGUAGGAGAAGUUUCCUUUAAAGCUUAUUCUUGCCAACAUUUCUUCUCAAGGUUUCUCAGGGCUUUUUAAAUUAUGUCAUCAUUAAAAAAAACGCCUAGUUCCAUAUGGAUUUCCUUACACAGAUGUUAAUGCAAUUUUAACUGUGCCUUCUAAUGGUGCUUGUACAUGUUUUAUUAAGAACUUGGCAGGAUCUAAGUUCAUAAGAGCAAACUGUAUUUAAGAUGACUGUCUUGCUAUUCUGCAGGAAUAAAAAGAACAAGUUUUACUUUAUAUCCUGUAAAACUUUGUUCAGAUUUAGAAGAAUUAAAAGGAACUUUAAA
This is a messenger RNA of Cheilinus undulatus (humphead wrasse), 4572 nucleotides long. RefSeq names its product mitogen-activated protein kinase kinase kinase 5. Gene Ontology annotation, biological process: MAPK cascade; cellular response to stress; protein phosphorylation. Gene Ontology annotation, molecular function: ATP binding; MAP kinase kinase kinase activity. The record is from RefSeq and is a predicted model, not a curated record. Bases 109 to 4083 code for a protein of 1324 amino acids. NCBI's taxonomy places the organism in Eukaryota, Metazoa, Chordata, Actinopteri, Labriformes, Labridae. The transcript has 28 exons.